This is a messenger RNA of Pieris brassicae (large cabbage white), 1582 nucleotides long. RefSeq names its product putative peptidyl-prolyl cis-trans isomerase dodo (gene COMMD4). Gene Ontology annotation, molecular function: protein binding; peptidyl-prolyl cis-trans isomerase activity. The record is from RefSeq and is a predicted model, not a curated record. NCBI's taxonomy places the organism in Eukaryota, Metazoa, Arthropoda, Insecta, Lepidoptera, Pieridae. The transcript has 2 exons. Gene Ontology annotation, cellular component: cytosol; nucleus. The coding region runs from base 165 to 635 and encodes 156 amino acids.
UUCAAUUCUUGGAGUUUGGCGGGUGGCGCUAGUACUUCCCUUUUUGUUUCAUUGUAGAAUUCAGAAAUGAUAAUAAUUUAAUUUAAUGAAACAAGUGCUCCUGAAUCUUAAGUGUGAACCCUAUAGUUUAUUACUUGAUCCUCUAACCAUACCGCUCAAUAAGAAUGCCCAAUGACAAAGAUGGACCAUUGCCCGAAGGAUGGGAGAUGAGGAAAAGCCGAUCAACAGGUAUGGCUUAUUUUCUCAACACUUAUACAAAGAAGUCUCAGUGGGAACGGCCUGAUGCCCCUGCAGACCCAGGUGAGGUCAGAUGCAGCCACAUUCUAGUUAAACAUGCGGGUAGCCGUCGCCCCUCUUCCUGGCGUGAAGAAAACAUCACUCGUAGUAAAGAAGAGGCUCUGGAAAUCCUAAAGGGAUAUAGGAAGCAAAUUGUUGCAGAAGAAGCAACCUUUGUUGAUAUUGCUUCAAAAUACUCUGAUUGUUCUUCAGCUAAGCGUGGUGGUGAUCUUGGUCUGUUUGGUCGAGGACAGAUGCAGAAGCCAUUUGAAGAAGAGGCUUACAAGUUAAAAAUUGGUCAGCUCAGCAAGCCUGUUGAAACUGACUCUGGAGUACAUAUAAUUCUCCGAACUGCUUAAUUUGUCUUGAAAUGAUCUUGUAAUUUUGUAAUGUUAAGAAUGACAUUUUAAAAUAAAGUUAUGUAUGAAAACUAUUAUUGCAUUACAGCUUUAUAUAUAUAAUAAUAUAAAGUAUUUUUUUGGAACAAUAAUAAUCAGCCCGCCCAGAACUAUAUAAAAGCCACAAAUAGUACAAUUUUUUACAGUUUAUUAUUUUAAAGAAACAUGUCUUGAGUUAUACUUUCUAUAUGGCUUUGAGUUACUAUGCUAUUUGAAAAUUUUUGCACUUAAAAUUAACAUGUAUUCCAGGUAAAGCUAGUAGUCACAUGAAUAUAGAAGUAGGAUAGGAUCAUAAAAUGUGUGCAAGAAAAGUUGUAUCUUGAGAUAUAUGAGGUUUUUAAUGUACCUAUGUGCAUAGUUAGGAGUCACUUUAUAUUAUAAGUUAAAUGUUGCUACAUUAGUAAAGUUCUUUGAAUUUUAGUAUAAGUUUCUGACAGGGGUGUGGCUGCAUUUGUAACAUUUUUAAACAAUUAAUUUGGUAGUUUCAUUAAACACUCUUUCAUAUCUAGGUUUUCAAUAUUAUUGGAAUAUUGAAAACCUUAACGUAAACAGUUUAAAAAGAUUAAUUGAAAGUAGCCAAAAUGUUGAUAGUGUGUAACAUGUAUAUGUAAGCUUGUUUUUUACUUUUCGAGGAAUUGCUUGAAAAAUUUAAUGUUGUUCUUUUAUUACAGUUGGCACCAUUACUCUAAAUGAGUAAGAAAUAUUAGUCUAAUUAGUGGCUUCAAUUAUACUGGUAUCUAAAACUUUAUAUAAGUCUUAUAAAGUAAUGUUUAAUAAGUUACACACUUUCUAUUAAAUUUCAUACUGUAACUGAGUAGUGGCGCCAUCUGUUUUCUGAUUAGGUAUAAUAAUAAUAAUUUUGAAAAUGUAGUUAAGUGUAUGGAUUUAAUAAAUUUCAUGUAGAGGAA